Cryptococcus amylolentus CBS 6039 is the source of this 1011-nucleotide messenger RNA. Its product is annotated as transcription elongation factor S-II. Gene Ontology annotation, biological process: transcription elongation by RNA polymerase II; transcription antitermination; regulation of mRNA 3'-end processing. Gene Ontology annotation, molecular function: RNA polymerase II transcription regulatory region sequence-specific DNA binding; zinc ion binding. Bases 1 to 1011 code for a protein of 336 amino acids. The transcript has 7 exons. Gene Ontology annotation, cellular component: nucleus. NCBI's taxonomy places the organism in Eukaryota, Fungi, Basidiomycota, Tremellomycetes, Tremellales, Cryptococcaceae. The record is from RefSeq and is a predicted model, not a curated record.
AUGGAUGCUGCCGCCGUCACCAGCAAGGUCAAGGACCUCAACGCCGCCAACCAGUCCGGCAAGCCAGAUGACGUCCUCGCCAUCCUGAACACUCUCAAGUCUCAGGUAAUUCCCACAGAAGAUCUUCUUCGUUCUUCCAAAGCCGGUGUCGCUGUGGGUAAAUUGCGCCAGCACGCUACCCCGGCCGUCUCGAGCCUGGCCAAAGAGAUUGUAAAAAAGUGGAGAGAUGCUGUGGAAGAAAAGAAGAAACGAAAGAGGGCAGAGGGGGAUGAUGGGAAGGACGUAAAGAAGGAGAAGGAGGAUGGAGGUGCCAAGCGGGUCAAGGCGGAGGCGGGAUCAUCGGCUGCCUCUCCUUCUAGAAGCACACCAGCCUCGACUUUGACACCAGAUAUCAAGCAGACUUCCCCACCUGCGCGUCAGCCACUCUCUACCAUUGAUUCGUCUCGUACCACACCCCGAACCGCCAAAUCUGACGGGAUCGCUGCGUCUCUGAAAGCUGACGCUAGCUAUGACGGUGGCAGAGCAGACGAUGUGAGGGACAAGUGUGUGAUUUUGAUCUAUGAUGCCCUGGCUCUGGAUAGCAAUGCCGAAUCAAAAAUCUUGCAGGAGCGAGCCAGAGGGAUCGAACGUGCUGCUCACAAGGCCAUGAACAACUCUACAGGGAACGAUUAUCGAGCUAAAAUGCGAUCCUUGUAUCUCAACCUCAAGGACAAGGGCAAUCCCGCCUUAAGAAACGAGAUCGUGCUUGGGGACGUGACUCCUGAAACGGUUGCCAACAUGACCAAAGAUGAAAUGGCUUCCGAAAGCGUCCGCAUGCUCAACCAAAAACUUGCCACCGACAAUCUGUUCAAGGCCAAGGCUGUUGGUGAGACACAAGCAGAGACAGAUGCGUUCAAAUGUGGGCGAUGCCAGCAGAGAAAGUGUACCUACUACCAGAUGCAAACAAGAAGUGCGGAUGAACCGAUGACGGUAAGUGUCUUCUUCACACAAAGGGUCAUGGCUGAUGGAUAA